CCUCGGUCCUCAUCACCAGCCUGGGUCCGAGACGGAGCGGAGAGGUGACCAUGGCCGGGCUGGUGCUGUCUCCCGUGCCCCACAACUGGCUGGUGGUGUUGCUUCUGUUGCUUUCAGGUGUGCCAGCAGCCAAAACAGAAGACAGGCACCAGGAUCCCAAAGGAAGCACUUGUUCUGGAAUCUGGCAGAGCCCGCGCUUCAUAGCCCGGAAAAGGGGCGCCGUGGUGGAAAUCAGGUGCCACACGAAGGAGGUGGGAGCCGUGAGCUGGUUGUGGAAGCGGGAGAUGGACUUGGAGUCCAAGCCCCUGCCGAGAGAGAACCGCAUCCUCCAGAGCCAGAACCACUCGGUCGCCACCCUCACCAUCCAGGGCAUCCAGUUCUCGGACAACGGCAUCUACUUCUGCCAGCAGAAGUGCUCCAAGGAGUCCUUCAGCAAAGGCUGUGGCACCGAGCUGCGAGUCAUGGGGUUCAGCACCUUGGCCCAGCUGAAGCGGAGGAACACACUAAAAGAUGGCAUCAUCAUGAUCCAGACCCUGCUCAUCAUCCUCUUCAUCAUCGUGCCCAUCUUCCUGCUGUUGGACAAGGAUGACAGCAAGGCUGGGAUGGAUGAAGAUCACACCUAUGAGGGCCUGAACAUUGACCAGACGGCCACCUACGAGGACAUAGUGACUCUGCGGACAGGAGAAGUGAAGUGGUCAGUGGGGGAGCACCCAGGUCAAGAGUGAGGGGCUGGCUUCCCCAUGCCCCUUGACCCAGCCAGCUGGGCCCUCACUGACUGUGUGAGAGCCACCUCCGCCUUCCAGCUCAUCCCCUCUUCCCUGGGCCUCGGUCAGCCUCUGAAGCUGGCCCACCAGAUCUGCCUGCCCCUCCGGCCCCUGGUCCCAGCUCUUGCCAAAGAGACUAAAGUGGAAGGGCCGCAGGGCAGGGCAGUGAUUUGGAGUGGGGAGUUCUCUGGGGAUAGACUGGACCCAGCCUUCUGGGGGUGCUAUGUGGGGAUCCAGCCCACGUUCUGGACGGGAAGGCAGAGGCUUUUCUGGAACCUGCAAAUGGACUCAUAGCAGACUGGCUUCCUGCAGAGCCCAUGGGAAGCCGUGGUCCGUCCCACUUGGCCAUAGAUGGGCUGCGGAGGGCCACAUGCCUCUCCCACUCUCUCCCACCUUCUCCUACUCUCUCCUACCUUCUCCGACCCUCUCCCACCAUCUCCGAUCCUGUCCGACACUCUCCCACCC
Messenger RNA from Nyctereutes procyonoides (raccoon dog), 1229 nucleotides. It is a transcript of the gene CD79B, whose product is annotated as CD79b molecule. Bases 51 to 725 code for a protein of 224 amino acids. Gene Ontology annotation, cellular component: membrane; external side of plasma membrane; B cell receptor complex. Gene Ontology annotation, biological process: B cell differentiation; B cell receptor signaling pathway. The transcript has 6 exons. Gene Ontology annotation, molecular function: transmembrane signaling receptor activity. The record is from RefSeq and is a predicted model, not a curated record. NCBI's taxonomy places the organism in Eukaryota, Metazoa, Chordata, Mammalia, Carnivora, Canidae.